CAGGCCAUCACGGAAGCCAACCAUCCAUCCAUGGACUCCAUGUACACGGCUUCCUGCCACGGAAAGGCUGCCAACAUCAUCAAAGGCCCCCAUCCCACUCUGCUCCUGAAUGCUUGUUUGGCAGAAGUUUUUCCUGGGACUGAGCUGGUCUCACCCCGCGUCAGAGCAAAACUUGCAGGGGUUGCUAAGAGACGAAAUGGGGUGAACAUCUCCACGACGACAGUUGCCACGGGGACUGACGAUUCACUCCUGAAGUGGACACUGCUCCUGAUUCCAGUCACUACCUUUGGCCUCGGCACCUGGCAG
This is a messenger RNA of Rhincodon typus (whale shark), 306 nucleotides long. Its product is annotated as surfeit locus protein 1-like. Lineage: Eukaryota; Metazoa; Chordata; Chondrichthyes; Orectolobiformes; Rhincodontidae. The record is from RefSeq and is a predicted model, not a curated record. The annotation marks the transcript as partial. The transcript is spliced from 3 exons.